AUGGAGACUUUAGAAGUUCACUCCAAGGAUUUCCUUGUGAAGUGGGUGCAUGCUGUCGACAACUCUUCUAUCGUUUGGCAGGUGAAGCCAUUAAAGAAGUCCAUCAACUUUUCAAUUUACAAAAAAGCUACCUCAAAUGAAUUGGAGGAUUGCGGGGAUAAUUCAAAUCAUGGAAGCCAGGAUUUGCUGGCCCCUGAGGGAAAGCAAUUUCGAAACAUCUCAUCAAGUGAAGGAUUAUCUGAUCUGUCUCGCAUGAGAUCGGGAUCUGUCGCCUCGGUGAAUCAAAUCACACAACUGAACUCUCUUAGAAGUAAGUCGAGAUCUACCUCUUUUACUAAUAGUUUGAGUAGCUCGAACUUGAUAUUGGUGAAGGACUACUUCAAGUUGGUACCCGGUGAACUUGUGCGUGGCCAAUUCUAUGUUGAGAAGGAGGGAAUGUACGCAUUCAUAUUUGAUAAUUCAUUCUCGAAAGCGGUUAGCAAAAAGGUUCUUUUUAGCUCUAAGCUCGUCACCAACGCGGAACCGCCUUCUUCGCUCGUGCAAUCUGAGACCAGUCCUGAGAUGGUUUCAGAAGCGCAAGGCACAACCGUAAGUAAAGCAUCUACCAAUAUCAUGAGGUUGAAGGAUGGUGAGUUAAUGAUGAGCACUUUGCUUAAGAGAAAAAGAAAAAAGCUUCAAGGCUUCACUAAAAGAACAUUUGUAUUGAAUUUCAAGUACAGUACCUUGUCGUACUUUAAGAUUAAUGAUAACAAAUUAAGGGGUCAAAUGCCUAUAUUACAUUCCAUAGUGAGCGCCAAUUCUAGGACAAGGGAAAUUUUCGUCGACUCUGGUAUGGAAGUGUGGGAUUUGAAAGCUCUCAACCAAAGUGAUUUUGAGGCCUGGAUCAAUGCUUUUGACAAAGUAAAGAAAGGGCUGAAUGAAUUUCGUCUGGAUGACUCCGAGGAUGCCAAAGCCUUGUCGGAAUCUGUGGAGCCUUUAUUGCACGAACUUGAAGGUUUGAGUGACAACCUCGCUUCAUUAGUGAAAGCCAGCUCAAAUCUCGAUCGUGACCAACUCGAGUCCCGCUUACUGGAGUUGUCUACAAGCAUGCAGAAUAUUUUGCUCUCGCAAAAGAGGAAAGACAAUAGUUUGACUCCAGUACUUUCUAACUCUGAGUUCUUUGAUGCAGAAGAAACAUUGGAUGCUUCUUCACGUGGAGUAGUCCUCAUGGACGUUGUUGAUCGCAAACAGUCUGAAGAUGAUUUUGAGGAGGAACACGAAGAGUCUGAUCUGUCUUCUGACGCUGAAUCGGACGAGCUCCCCGCGCCGUCCGUUGAAGUCAAGGAAGCGAAGCAUGUCGAGAAGGGUGAAGCUGAUAUGGACCUGUGUCUCUACCCUUUGCCAUUAGAUCCCAUCUCAAGAGAAUGCGAUAUACCCUCAUGUGACCAUGAACCACCAAAUUUACUUUCGUUCGUAAGAAAGAAUGUUGGAAAGGAUCUCUCCUCCAUUUCUAUGCCGGUUGAUAUGAAUGAGCCGAUUACUGUCUUACAAAAGUAUGCAGAGCAACUAGAAUAUUCUGAAAUGAUCGAUAAUGCUCUUGAUGGUACAUACCCCGAGAAUUCCGGUGAGCUCAUUUUGAGAAUCGCGGCUUUCGCUGUCAGCAACUUGUCUUCCUUCAGAAAGAAAAUCCGGAGUACUAGAAAACCCUUCAACCCAUUAUUAGGAGAAACCUUCGAAUUAGUUCGAGAAGAUAAGGGUUUUAGGCUCAUUAGCGAGAAGGUUUCCCACAAGCCUCCUGUCUUUGCCGUUUUUGCGGAAUCUGAACAAUGGUCUCUUAGUUACUCAGCUUCGCCAACGCAGAAAUUUUGGGGGAAAACAUAUGAAAUUACAACCAAAGGAAUUGUCAAGCUUUCUGUAAAGGCGACAGGUGAAACCUUUACAUGGUCACAGCCAACCAGUCUCCUCAAGAAUAUAAUCGCGGGUGAAAAGUAUACAGAGCCAUCGCUGUCAAUCCAUGUGAAAUCAAGUUCUGGCCAAAGAGCGGUUGUCGAAUUCUCAAAGGGCGGUAUGUUUAGUGGUCGGUCAGAAGAUCUCACAAUAAAGGCUUUUGACUCUACCAAGAAACAGUUGCCAUACACAGUUGUUGGUAAAUGGACUGAGUCCAUGACCCUCAAGACUAACAACACUGAAAAAGUGAUCUGGACGGCGGGAAAUUUGCUUCCCAAUUGUGAAAAGAAGUUUGGCUUCACAGAAUUCGCAGGUUCUCUCAAUAAAAUUACCCUGAUUGAAGAAGAUUAUAUUCCCCCUUGUGACUCGAGACUUAGACCAGAUAUGAGAGCCUAUGAAAACGGCAAUGUUUCCAAAGCGGAACUGUUGAAGAUGCAAUUGGAAGAAGAUCAGAGAAAACGUCGCGCCGAAAUGGAGCAGAUUGGCAAAACUCAUACUCCGGCAUUUUUUAAACACCUCGGAAAUACAUCAGAACCGGACUCUGGCAAGUGGAUUUAUUUGACAGGAGAGAUGAGCUACUGGAACAGAAGACGAGCUAAGAACUGGCAAGGCAUCCAGAAGCUUUGGUGA
Messenger RNA from Candidozyma auris, 2556 nucleotides. RefSeq names its product oxysterol-binding protein related protein OSH3 (gene OSH3). Gene Ontology annotation, cellular component: cytosol; plasma membrane; intracellular membrane-bounded organelle. Lineage: Eukaryota; Fungi; Ascomycota; Pichiomycetes; Serinales; Metschnikowiaceae. The record is from RefSeq and is a predicted model, not a curated record. Gene Ontology annotation, molecular function: sterol binding. Bases 1 to 2556 code for a protein of 851 amino acids. The transcript has a single exon. Gene Ontology annotation, biological process: maintenance of cell polarity; endocytosis; ER to Golgi ceramide transport.